Molecule: messenger RNA, 1215 nt
Organism: Onthophagus taurus
Lineage: Eukaryota; Metazoa; Arthropoda; Insecta; Coleoptera; Scarabaeidae
Source: RefSeq, a predicted model, not a curated record
AUGCAAUCUCAAGCAGAUGGCGAGUUUAAGUUCAUUAUGGUAUAUCAAGAUCACCCGACAAAAUUUUUACAGCUUAGAGCACUAGAAACCAAGCGUGCCGAAGAAGUUGCUUACCACUUGUUAGAUGUGUUCACAAUAUUUGGAGCUCCUUGUAUAUUACAUACUGAUAAUGGGCGAGAAUUCGCAAAUAAGGUAAUUGAAGAGUUGUGUCACAUGUGGAAUGAACCAAAAAUUGUGCACGGAAAGCCGCGGCACAGUCAAUCACAAGGUUCUAUUGAAAGAGCUAACCAGGAUAUUGAGAAGAUGUUAUCUACAUUGUUGGAGACAAACAAAACUACAAAAUGGUCGGAAGGAUUAAAAUUUAUACAGUUCAUGAAGAACAAAGUCCAUCACUCCGGAAUAAACCAAAGUCCUUAUGAAGCUAUGUUUGGUAGUAAAGCUAAAGUGGGUUUGAAAAUAUUCUUGCCAGCUUUUGAUACAUUGUCAAAAAUAACACGUGAAGAAGAACCUGAGUCAAUUUUAAAACAGCAAUAUGAUAAUCAUCCUGAACAUCAAAGUGAAGAUGUUGCUACUGACUCAGAGCGAUGUAGCAAUGAAAGUAGUGACCGUACAUUCAGAGAUUUGCAGGUCUCACAAUCUGCUGAAAUUGAAUCUGUAGCUUUAAAUAAACAAAAUUCUCUCAUUGCAAGCCAAAGUAAAGACCCACAAUUUGUUGGUAAUACGACAACCAAUACAGUUUCACAAAAAAUUCUGGAAGCUCGAAAUUUCGCUAAACAGUCCUUAGAGAAGCAAGCUGACAAAAUGUUGAAACGUUCUAAUGCAAAAUUUCCAGUUGCCGAAAUAGGCCAAAGCGUUAGAAUUAAAGUACCAGAAAUUGAUCGAGCCAAAGCAGAUAGCCGAAAUAUAAUAGCUGUUAUUAUUUCUGUUGAAAAGGAUAGUUUUUAUAAGCUAGGUACAAAAUACGAUACUUUAAAUCAAUUGUAUUCAAGGAAUGAAUUUACUAUCUGUAAAGAAAAAUUUAUUUCGAUUAACGAAGUACUAGAAACUGACAUUACUCUUAGAGAGUGUGCUCGUAAGGGCUCAAAUUUGGGUGGACAAGGUUUCCAACAUUGCAAUUGCACUGCUGAAUGCAAUUCGAAUCGAUGCAAAUGCAAAAAAUUACAUAUUCUUUGUAAUUCAAAAUGUCAUAAAACUCGAUCGUGCAAUAAUAAAUAA